Lachancea mirantina is the source of this 3324-nucleotide messenger RNA. The record is from the annotation of a GenBank genome assembly. Lineage: Eukaryota; Fungi; Ascomycota; Saccharomycetes; Saccharomycetales; Saccharomycetaceae.
AUGAACUUGAGAGACGCCUCAUCGAGCAACAUGAGUGGUGGACUCCCAGCGAGCUGGUUCACUAGCCAUCCUCGUGUAAGAAAUGGUGGUGGUGUGAAUGAUAGAGAGCGUAUAAAUCAAGAAAGUCGUGAGCGGGUAUCAAGGAUAUCGCGAAACGAGACUGCACUACGGGAUGCUUUUAGGUUCAGAGAAGAAAGGAUCAGCGGGAUUGAAUCACAGCGGGGCCUGGGAUUGGAACAAGAUGGUCGCUUAGACGGAUUUCCAAACGCGGUACCAUAUUCCGAUGUCCGAGACGCGCAUCCUGUGGCAGGUGAUGAAGAUAUUGAAAUGCGCGAUGAAGAUGAAGAGGGUGAAAAUGAAGAAGAAGAAGAUUCAGACGCCAUAUUAGUGAGGGAGUUCGAAUAUAAAAUACACAAGAAGCUUAACGAAUGCGUCAAAGUGAUUGAGAAUAGGAGAGACUUGUUACUCUACUCGUUUGAGUCGGACAACGCGGUGUUGCAGCAAAUCCAACAAAACCCUCAAAAUGUUACAGACUGGGACUUCCAUUCCAGUGUGAGCAGGUUACAGAGAAUACGGUUGCGGGCAAUUGAAAUGGAAACUCUACAAUUACAACGCGCUAAAAGCUUUUUUCGCACUAAGAUGGCGGAGUUUUAUCGUGCUGUGCACAAAUUUGCCGCUGCGAAAAACAGAGGAGAACAUCCAAUAAAUCCAGUUACUUUUUUCCAAUCUGUUCUCACCGAAAUUGAUCCUUAUCAAAUGACAGGCAUGAAGAUGGUUUUAGCGUCCAAAAAUGAUACUCCCAUGGUAUCGGAGCUCCCAAAUAGCGGGAACUCUCCAAUUGCUUCGUUUCACAAUGCUUUCCCACAGCAUCAGAAAGGGUUUCCCCUCAGAAGUCUGCCGCCCGAGAUUCUCAGCAUGGUUCUUGAUCGAGUCUCUCAAAAAUCGGAAAUUGCAAAAUACCUCACGGUGUCCAAAGUGUGGGCUGAAAUUAUAGUCAAAUUACUCUACUAUAGGCCUCAUAUCAACAAAAAACAUCAAUUGGACUUGUUCAUGAAGACAAUGGCAAAGCCCGGUUAUAUGACGGUUUUUGACUAUAGAGCGAUGAUUAAGAGACUCAAUUUUUCAUUUGUCGGAGAUUAUAUGACCGAUGAGCAAUUAUUUCAUUUUGUCGGAUGUCCAAACCUCGAAAGACUCACUCUGGUAUUUUGCAAGCAUAUCACGAGCUCAUCGAUAUCUGCUGUACUUACCGGGUGCAAAUUUUUGCAAAGUGUCGAUAUCACAGGUAUUAAGGAGGUAUCAGAUAGCAUUUUCAACACUUUAGCAUUGCAGUGUCGGCGUGUGCAAGGCUUUUAUGUUCCGCAGGCAAGGGACGUUUCUUUAGAAGCUUUACAAACAUUUGUUACCCACGCACCCCUGCUAAAAAGGGUUAAGAUUACCGCCAACUUUAAUCUCAACGAUGAACUCGUAACCCUUCUGGCUGACUUGUGCCCUUUGUUAGUCGAAGUUGACAUCACACUUUCUCCAAAUGUGCACGAUGAAAGUCUCGUUAAACUGUUUUGCCAACUCACUCAAUUGCGGGAAUUCAGGAUCACUCACAAUUCGGCCAUAACUGACAAAUUUCUCAAGGAGGUUUCCCAAAAGGUUAGCAGCUUACCUGCAUUGAGGUUGAUAGACCUGUGCGACUGCGAGAACGUUACCGAUAAGAGCGUUGAACUGCUGGUCGCUCUUGCGCCUAAGCUACGAAAUGUCUUUUUGGGCAAGUGCAGUCGUAUUACAGACAACUCCUUAUUGUACCUCACUCAUUUGGGGAAGAAUUUACAGACUGUGCAUUUUGGUCACUGCUUCAAUGUAACAGACAAUGGCGUGAGGCUAUUGAUUCAGUCCUGUCCGCGAAUUCAGUAUGUUGAUUUUGCUUGCUGUACUAAUCUUACGAACAGGACUCUAUAUGCUCUUGCCGAUUUGACUAAACUAAAGAGAAUAGGGCUUGUAAAGUGCUCUCAAAUGACUGACGAAGGCCUUCUUAAUAUGGUUGCGCUCCGAGGUCGCAGUGAUACUUUAGAAAGAGUUCAUCUCUCAUACUGUUCCAAUCUCACAAUCUAUCCGAUUUACGAGCUGCUCAUGGCAUGUCCAAAGCUUUCCCAUCUUUCUUUGACGGCUGUACCAUCCUUUUUGAGAUCUGACAUAACGGCCUUCUGUAGAGCAGCACCUUCUGAUUUUAGUGAAAAUCAAAAACAGAUCUUUUGCGUCUUCUCCGGAAAAGGAGUUCAUAAACUCAGGCACUAUCUCAUGGGAUUAACUGCUCCGACAAGUGGACCCCAGUCCAACGUGCGCGAGGUGUUGACGAAUUUCAUUGUUACUAAAAAUUUACUACAUGAGGGAGAAGAAAUCGAAAGCGGGGUGCAACGUGUUGGAAAUGAAAUCAAUAACGAGACACCUGCGAUUUUAGCAGCAACGCACAGUUUGACCCCUUUGAAUGCUUUAAACAAUAACGACUUCGCGUUUCAAAACAUCAACUUCGAACGCCUCGAUCAAGUUUUUAGCUCUUUGCGCAGAGUUCAACAAGACAGAAACUUGACCGAACAGGAUGUUGACCGGCUUUUUUCUCUGGUUGAUGAGGACUUUUGUGAGGACCCAGAUUCGGAGCAGUUUGGUGGAGCCGACGGUUGCGUCGCUCCUGAGGCGUCCGACGAUCUGAAUGCAGAGCUGGCUCAAAUGAUAAGAAAGUUUCAUGAACUACAAGAGCGCAUCUGCGACUUUGAAGUGAAUGUCGCUAGUAUGGUUAGAGUUCAGUUCCAAUUUGCUGGUGCUCUGUUGAAUGAGAUGACUCACAUUUAUUUCCAAAUGGUCGAUUUAAAUCGCUGCAUAUCGCAGAUUCAGGACAGAGUGUACGACGUCGGGAUAGAGCGAGAUGUCAAAGGAUUAACUGUGUGGAGAAUGAUGUGGCUUGAAAAAUUCGAGCAAGUGAUGGAAAAAUACAAGCUCACGACCAUCGUAUUGAGACUUUAUCUUAGAGACAAUGUAGCCGCUUUGACUAGGCAGCGCGAAAUUUUUCUGGCACGGCAACGUGCGGCCCUUGCUAUCCCGCCAGGAGAUCAAGAUGUAGAUUCUCAUCAUGAAGGUGAAGCUUGGAACGCUAUGGGAGAUCGAGUGAGCCUUUGGCAACGUUUUGAACUACGCAAUGACCUGCGAAUGAUUCAAUUUGGAUUGAGAGGAGAUCCUGCUAUAACUGCAGAUCUUCCCGUCGCACCUAAUUUUGUUCCAGAGGCAAGCGAGGAGCCCUCCACCACAACUCCAGAUGAUGACGAGUCAUUGGAAAAUGCAUGA